CAUGCCACCUCGGUUCUCUUCACUCCUUGCAUGGACACUGGACGAGGGGAUGAGGAGAGGGCCCCACGUUAUCCCAGCCCGGGGACGCGGCCGCGCCACGUCGGACACCACACAUCACCCCUCGACGCGAUACGAGGCCACCAGCAGCCGCCGCGGGGGCUGGAGAUCAGGGGAAUCCGAGUGACAUCCAGGGAGUAACUGGAGCGGCGGAGAGCUACAACGGUUCGAUCGACAUGGAGGCCAAGGCCGCCGCCGUGUCCCUCUCGGCGCCGCUGCCCCGGUGCCGCGUCGCCGGCGGCAACGGCCCGCUCGCGUGCUCUGCCUCGGCGCGGAGGUCGCGCAGGUGCGGGUAUCACCAUGGCGCGCCCCUCAGAUCACUCGCUCGCCCCUCCUCCUCUGCUCGCUCCUUCCCCGCCGGCCGCGUCUACGCGAUGGCCGCGGCCGCAACGACGCCGGUGAAGGAGCAGGACCUCGUCUUCGUCGCCGGCGCCACCGGGAAGGUCGGCUCCCGGACCGUAAGGGAGCUCAUCAAGCUGGGCUUCCGCGUCCGCGCGGCCGUCCGGAGCAAGGAGAGAGCGUCGCCCCUCGUGCAGAGCGUGGAGCGGCUGGAGCUCGGCGAAGGGAGCGCCGCGGACUCGAGGCUGGAGCUGGUCGAGUGCGACCUGGAGAAGCAGGGCGAGGCGGGCAUCAAGGCGGCCAUCGGCGACGCGGCGCUCGUGGUGUGCUCCAUCGGCGCCAGCGAGAAGGAGAUCCUCGACGUCACGGGCCCCUACCGCAUCGACUACGUGGCCACCGACAACCUCGUGCGCGCCGCGGCCAAGGCCGGCGUCGAGCACUUCGUCCUGGUCACCUCCCUCGGCACCACCAGAUUCGGCUUCCCCGCCGCCCUCCUCAACUUGUUCUGGGGCGUUCUGUGCUGGAAGAAGAUGGCGGAGGAGGCGCUGGUGGCCAGCGGCGUGCCGUACACGAUCGUGCGGCCGGGGGGCAUGGAGAGGCCGACGGACGCGUACAAGGAGACGCACAACCUGGUGGUGUCGCCGCGGGACACGUACGUCGGCGGCCUGGUGUCCAACCUGCAGGUCGCGGAGCUGAUCGCGUGCGUGGCCAAGAACAGGAGGGCGGCCUACUGCAAGGUGGUGGAGCUCGUGGCCGAGACCACCGCGCCGCUGCUGCCCACGGAGGACCUCCUCGCCAGAGUCCCCUCCGACCCCGGCAGGGCACCGCCCCCGGCGAAGGAGUCGCCUCCCGCAGCAGCGGCGGCACCAGCACCAGUUGCAGCACCUCCAGCACCGUCACCGGCACCGGCACCAGCAGCACCUCCAACACCGGCACCGGCACCACAACCAGCUGCAGCCCCUCCAGCACCGGCGCCGGCACCUGCACCAGCUGCAGCAGCAAAAACAGAGCGGCCGCUCUCGCCAUACGCGGCGUACGAAGGGUUGAAGCCACCAUCUUCCCCAACACCCAGCUUUAGCAGCGGCACCACCGGUCAGGCAGUGAAGGAGUCGCCUCCUGCACCGGCACCGGCACCGGCACCAGCACCAGCUGCUCCGGCUCCUCCUCCUCCUCCUCCGGCCGCUCCCGCUGCUUCUGCAAAGCCACGGCCGCUCUCACCCUACGCGGCGUACGAGGGGCUGAAGCCACCGUCUUCCCCAACACCCAGCAGGAGCGGCAGCAAGAAAAUGGAUGCCGGUGAUUCUCCAUCACCGCCGCCCACUGCCGCCUCUCCGGAUGCAGCAACGAGCACGACCGCCGAGGCUGCAGCCCAGUCGUCCUCGCCGCUGUUGGAUUCCAACCCCAAUGGAGCUCCUCCCACCGCCGCUGCCACUGCUGAUCCAGGGCGCCCACUUUCGCCAUACGCCAGGUACGAAGACCUGAAACCUCCAAGCACGCCAACUCCAUCCGCGCCCAAAGUAUAGAGCGGCCGGCCGGCGGUUACUUCCAUUUACCUUUUCUUUUCCUGCUCGAUCGGCGGCCUCUGUCCGAGUGCGAGCUCAAGGCACGUGUAUACGCCAAUUUUCCUUCUUCGAGAAAUACAAAUGUACACGACGAUGGCAAGAUGCAUAUGUAUAUGCAUGUAUACGAGAAUACCCGCAAACAGCCGACGCCAUGAGACAUGAACUAACCGUUGGCUUGCACUAAAGAGCGUACAACUUAGGUUGUGUACAAUGCAAUGUGCUUGAAUUCUCCA
Messenger RNA from Aegilops tauschii subsp. strangulata, 2191 nucleotides. Its product is annotated as protein TIC 62, chloroplastic. NCBI's taxonomy places the organism in Eukaryota, Viridiplantae, Streptophyta, Magnoliopsida, Poales, Poaceae. The record is from RefSeq and is a predicted model, not a curated record.